Messenger RNA from Orussus abietinus, 469 nucleotides. RefSeq names its product 39S ribosomal protein L34, mitochondrial (gene mRpL34). Lineage: Eukaryota; Metazoa; Arthropoda; Insecta; Hymenoptera; Orussidae. Bases 125 to 409 code for a protein of 94 amino acids. Gene Ontology annotation, biological process: translation. The record is from RefSeq and is a predicted model, not a curated record. Gene Ontology annotation, cellular component: ribosome; mitochondrial large ribosomal subunit. Gene Ontology annotation, molecular function: structural constituent of ribosome. The transcript has 2 exons.
AUCAAUCUGUCAACUCAUCUCUGUCCCCAUCACCCCAGACCUGCACUGCCCAAGUUUCGAGGCACUGUGGGUUAUCUAUAUUCUAACCUUUUCCAAAGACUCAUCGCUACGACUAAGUAACAAGAUGAUUACCGGUAUUCUUUUGAAAACGUUUCGAGCAAUUUCGGGCCCAACAGUGCUGGCACCACUGAAACAAAUUUGUAGCAAAUCGGGAGCUUCUCCGAUACUUGCUCCAAGUGCAUGUGGGAACUUAACAUUUGUGAGAACGAUUGUGAGACGUCAUUUCCCACGACCAUCGGAAACCAAAAGAAUCAAAGUACAUGGAUGGCUUAAAAGGAUGUCAACACCUAAUGGAAGAAAGAUUCUCAUGAGAAGAAUUUUGAAAGGCAGACACGUGCUUAGUCACUAAACAGCCAAAAAAUUUAGUGUAAAUAUAUAGAAAAUGCUUGAAAUAUAAACAGGUCGCCGA